Molecule: messenger RNA, 729 nt
Organism: Microdochium trichocladiopsis
Lineage: Eukaryota; Fungi; Ascomycota; Sordariomycetes; Xylariales; Microdochiaceae
Product: RNA ligase/cyclic nucleotide phosphodiesterase
Exons: 1
Coding region: 1-729 (242 amino acids)
Source: RefSeq, a predicted model, not a curated record
AUGGGAUCGGUAGCAGAAAAUCCAGAGCGGCCAGCGUACCCCACCGGCGUGCCCAUCAAAUUCACCCCAGAAGGCGAAGCAGUCCGCUACCCUGGCAACACCACCGUCUGCCACAUUGCGCCCGAUUCACCCUUGCAGCCAGCUCUCCAGCUGGUCCACGACACCAUUGCCACGCACCCGACCCUCUUCAGAAUCUUCCGCCUCCUGCCCCCAGAGUCGUGGCACAUGACCGUCUUUGACGGCGUGCGCGAGAUCGAGUGCGAGCCCAACAUGUGGCCAGUGGGCAAAGGCAAGCUCCCCGUGGACGAGUGCACGGCCAUCUUCGCGCCCAAGCUCCGUGCGCUAGGUACGCAGCUGGAGAGGGAAGGCCUGGCGCCGCCCUACCGGAUGCGCGCGCGCGGGUUUCUGGAUGUCGAGGCCGUUUCGGGCCUGGGGUUUGCCAUCUACGGCGCGACAGAGGAAGAGGAGAAGAGGGUAAGGCGGCUCAGGAACAUGCUGGCGGACACGCUCGGUUUCCGGGCGCCGAAUCACUACAUAUACCCGUUUCACGUGUCUGUCGCGUACAUGCUGCGGUGGGCGGAGGGCGACGAUAGGCAGGAGAUGUUCAGAGUGCUUGAUGACUUGGCCGUGAGGACAGAGGUCGAGUUUGAGCUGGGUGCUGUCGAAUUCAACACGUUUGAGACGAUGCUUGCGUAUCCGAGGCUGUUCUUCCUCGGCGAAGCUGAAUAG